Messenger RNA from Chenopodium quinoa (quinoa), 1898 nucleotides. RefSeq lists its product as uncharacterized. The coding region runs from base 1067 to 1615 and encodes 182 amino acids. The record is from RefSeq and is a predicted model, not a curated record. The transcript has 8 exons. Lineage: Eukaryota; Viridiplantae; Streptophyta; Magnoliopsida; Caryophyllales; Amaranthaceae.
UUAUUGAUAUAGGGUUAGGAUCACUUCUUGACAUUAGUUUACCUCAACUUGAUCAAAAGUUCUGUAACUGGUUAUUGGGAAGUUUUGAAGAAAAUAGCCAGUAUUUUGAACUACCAAAGAAUGAAAAAAUAGAAAUUGAGGUAGAGGAUGUUAGGGUAGUUUAUGGCUUGCCUACAGGAGAAAUUCCAAUUGUUGAGCCAAAGUCUGAUAAAAUUAGUGAGGAGUAUGCAGAAUUUCUGAAGAAAUGGAGAAAAUCAUGGUCAGGAAAAACUCCAUCAGUGAGUCAGAUUGUGAAUGGAUACAUAAAUGAUAAAUUCACCAACAACAGACCACCAAGUGAACAUUUCAUUACUAACUUUUUAGCAGUGGCUGUGAACUGCUUGAUGAAAUGUGUAUCAAACAAUCAAUGCCAUUUCAAAUUUCUUUAUUCUAUGAUGGACAAAGAAAAACAUAAAAAAUUUGAACUGGUGUCAGUUUGUAUAUGACUCACUUAUCAAAUGUCAUGUUGAUUGGAGAAAGCAGCAAGGCAAGGGGUUCUACAAAGGCCCUCUUCAAUUUCUGAUGUUGUUCUAUUUUGAUAGAGUUCAGAGGUUAGACAAAAGGCCUCCAAGAACAAUUCCUAUCAUAUCUGCAUGGAAUAGAGACAUGGUUCUUGAGAGGUUGAAGAUUGAAUUAGAAUUGGGAUUUGGGAGAGGGAAAAUUCUACCAAGGAUUGCUGCAGAAGUUGAAGAAAGUCCUAAGGUUAUAAAAUGAUCACUUUUGUUAACAUAAAUGUUCAUUUGUAUAAUCUGAAAUGUUCAACUGCAUAAUUUUUAAUAUUCAUUCAUAUAGGUUUUUAUGGAUGAUUUUGUUUCCCUGGUAAAAACAACUUGUUCAAACCUGUCAAAGCUUUCUUCAAAAUUGGUGAAGGCAAAGGAUAUCUUCCCUGGAAAUGACUUGGUGAAAAAAAGUUGAUGAAGUUUUAGGAAAGGUGGUAGCUAGGGAACCAUCAAUUCUAAGCCAAGAUGAAGAAUUCUUUGGCAGUGAGGAUUUCCUAAAUGCACUUGCACAAGCUGAGAAGAAUCUGAUGCAAGGGUCUGAAAAGCAAACAACUGAGAAGCAAAUGACUGGGAAGAAAUUAACCAAAAAGGGAAAGGAAAAAGAACAAGAAUAUGACAUCAGAAAAGCUUUCAGCUUGGGGUUGACUCCACCUUCUCCAGCCAUUGAAACAGGGCCCACCUUUUCAACACUUGGUGAUAUAAUUGAACAACCAAUAAUUUCAACAAAUGCUGGAGAAAAGGAUGUGGGUAAAACUUCAGCAGCUUCAGAACAAAGAAUUGAAGAAUUUUCUAGAACUGACGCAGCAACUGGUUCAAAACUUGAUGCUGACACUAGGUCAGAUAAUGAAGGAUUGCCUAGAACAGAUGCAGGAUCUGGUUCAGUGGUUGAUGCUGACCCUAGGUCAGAUGGUGGUGAAAAAAGUGAUGAUCCAAAAAACACAGUUGGAGGUGGAAAACAAAACAAGGAAGAUGUUUUUGAAAAAACAAAAAAUGAUGAAAAAGUGGAGGGUGAAAACAAGAAGAUUGUUGCUUCAUCCUCAAAAGUCACAAAAAGGUACAUUAUUUAUAUUAAGUAAAUGUUCAAAAAUAAUAAUGAACAUUUUCAUAUACCUAAAUGUACAUUUGUGUUAUGUAAUAUGACCAGGAAUGAUGAUAAGAAAAAGUCAAUUGCAGAAAAGAAGAAAAAAACUGAAAAGGAAAAGGUUGAAAGGUAUAAUUUCAAAUUUAUUUAUAUACACUCAAAUGUUCAUUUAUGUUCCUCAUAAUUUUCUUAAUUUAACAAUAUUUUAUAUUGAACAACAAGACCAAAACGCGAAAAGAAAACACUUCCUCCUGCUUUCCGAUCUCCUUACUUGGUCA